This is a messenger RNA of Lachancea sp. 'fantastica', 1035 nucleotides long. NCBI's taxonomy places the organism in Eukaryota, Fungi, Ascomycota, Saccharomycetes, Saccharomycetales, Saccharomycetaceae. The record is from the annotation of a GenBank genome assembly.
AUGGAGACACUGCUAGGAGCCAUUCAAGCAAUGGAAAAGAACGGGUACGAAAUUGCUGCUCUCGUCCAGGCGCCAGGCAGUAUUAGCAAUUCUCCACGGAUAGUGUGUUCGAGAACUUUGAACGCACGCUUGCAAACGACACUGUGGGAAAUUUACGAAGCUCAUCAACAGCAACGGCAAGAAUCUCAGAACAAAGCAGACGCAACUCUGGACACAGAAGUGCCAGUUUUGGAACUGGACCUGAGAAAUGCGUAUGCUGUGGAAAACUACCUAAAAAAUGUCUUUUCUAUGCUGCGUCAGUUGCAAUGUAAAGCCAUCGCCAAGGCAUGGAUUAAAGUGGUAGAGCCUCGGAAAAAAGCCAGAUACCCUUACAUCAAGGGCGAGCUCUUCAAACCGUAUUGGUGGCCACCAAACGUGGAACAUAAGGAACCUGAUCACUUACGCAAACCGCAAAGGAUUAUGCUAAUGAUCGCCAUUCUUACAAGACUUAUACCGCAUUGCAAUGAUCCUAAUUUACUGCUCAAGCUCAAGAAAUCCACGAUGUCUAUCCACUUUCCCAAAAAUUUUAGUCAUCAUCAAAUAGCGCUGGACUACGUGUACAACAUUUGCGGAGCGUUAUGUUCGGGCUUGACAACAGUUGCUGCUGUCGAUUGCAAUCUACUACAAACGGUAAAAGCAGGUUCAAAAAAACACAAGACGAUCAAAAUGGAUCCUGCGCUAGAACGGCUUACUCUACUUGGAACUAUAAGUCCCGUUAGUCUAGAUGGCGCGGAAAGUAGGCCUGGAAGUGGCUCGUUCCAGUCAUUGAUACAAUCGUUUCAUGAGGGGCAGCCAAUUAAGAAUGAGCCGUGUGUUAAUAUCCAGCCCGGUUCUCGGUCAUACUCUUCUGAUGCCAGCCUUAUGAAAUCGUCAAGCAUGCGCGCUCAGUCGUGUGUAUCUUCCGCCUCCAAUGAGUGUCUGAGUGCUGACCAUUUCAGUGACCUCGACCAUGAUUUUGUAAGGUUCUGUGAAUCAAAGUCUAGCUUUGAGUACUGA